AUGAGAGGGCUGCUGCUGUCGGAGUACCUCCUCCACCUCGCGGCGCUCAGCUACCCGCUGCUGGCCUACCCGCCCCAGGUGGUGGUGGCGGCGGUGGUGGCGAUCACGCACAGCACCCUCGGAGAGGCCUCGGGCGCCGUCGCCGGCUGGCAGCAGCGGCUGCUGCGCUGCGCGCGGGUGGCGCAGGAGGAGGUCGCGCCCUGCCUUCGGGCGGCGGCUCUGCUGCACGCCUGCGCACGCGGGGGGAGCCCGGCGCUGAAGGGCCACGGGAAGCUGCUGGCGGCCUUCCGGAAGUUCUCGAGGCGAGACAUGCAGGAGAGGUCGCGAAGCUGCAGCUGGCCCCGCCGGCCUCCGCGCUACUCCCGCGGCCGGGCGGGGUCGCGCCGACCCCCGCGCGCGCCCCGCCGCCCGAGCGCUGACGGCGCCUCGCGCCGCGGCCGCAGGCCUGGAUCCGAGAGGCUCCGGAAACAGCUGGGCGGGCGGUUCUUGCCGCCGCUUCCGUCGGAGGGCCCCAAAGCGGGGGGGGGGGACCACACCGUGCGUCAGAGGAGGAAAAGGUACCCAUACCUCUACACCCUCGCCCGUUGUCCCCUUUUGGGGCCUCUUCGGAGGCCCUCAACGCCACCGCUGGAUUCGCCUCGAAGUCCUGGUCAGAACGCGCCCUGGGAGAGAUCCAGGGAGUAG
Prorocentrum cordatum is the source of this 684-nucleotide messenger RNA. NCBI's taxonomy places the organism in Eukaryota, Dinophyceae, Prorocentrales, Prorocentraceae. The record is from the annotation of a GenBank genome assembly.